CUUGUGAAGUGUUGACCUCAUGCUUGGUAAUCUCUUUAUCUGUACUGUUCAGCCAGCGUCGAAAAUGGACAGCGAGCUAAUCUCUAUGGGAACAUUGGGUAAUACCGUUGCAUAACAUUUCAUCUUGGUAAAAGCCUGGAGAUCAAACCUUGGCUACACAAAAACAUAACAGUCCCCCAACCACAAAGGUGUGUUUUUCUUCUACCUUCAAACUACAGCAUUCAAAUGGCAUACUGUAUGUUGCGUCCUCAGUGAGCACAUUAGCCUCAUUUUUGCUUCCCUGAAAAAAAUGAGGCCAUUUGAGGGGAUUGAGAAAGACCUAAAUUAAAGCAGGAUUAGAGUUCAUGACACCACCUUAAUCCAGCCUCCCACCGCGAGGAUGCAGGUAGGAACAGGGGUGUGGCCAGGAAAGCUCUGCAUGCAGGCCUGUUGUCUGUCCACUUGACUGAUGGCUCCAAUGGACGUCCCCCCCUCCCAUCCCUUCCCCUUCUGUGUUCCUUGCUAUCACUGUACAGUAGUCUGCUAGAGAGUACAGAGCAGGAGGCUAUGAUGGCAGGAUAGGACUUUCUUGAAUGAUUUCAACACAGAUUAAGCUUGAGUAUGUGAAGAAAAAUUGUUUUCCUGGGUCUCACUUGAGGAGGGCAGCAAUUUUCGCAAUGGAUUCUACAGCUGGGUUUUGAUGCAGAGCAGCAGUUUGGAAAAUUGAUGACCUUGUCCUCAGCCUGCUGCAGAGAUGCCAAGUGGUCAGUACCAUUUGACGAGCCCAAGGCUCCACCACAGCCGCUACAGCCUGACAGACAGCUCUGAUGCCAGCCCAGAAGAUGAAGAAGUAGCUCCCCCUGUGCGCUUCACCCCCCUGCAGAAGCUCACCACGGACAUGUGCAGGGACGAGAAGACCAUCAAAGACCUGAUUAUAGGCCGCAGGGUGGGCUUCUACAAAGUGCGCGGGGAGAUCGGCUAUGGGACCUUCUCCAGGGUCAAACUGGGUUUUCACGCUCUGACGAAAGACAAAGUGGCCCUGAAGAUCCUGGACAGGACAAGGCUGGACAUUCAGGCUCAGCGGCUGCUCUCCAGAGAGAUCACCAGCAUGGAGUCCGUGCAGCACCCUAACGUGGUCCGUCUGUACGAGGUGGUGGAGACGCCAAGCCGCCUCUUCCUGGUGGUGGAGUACGCAGGAGGAGGAGACCUCCACAACAGGAUCUGCAAUGAGGGAAAACUGUCUGACAACACCAGCAAGGUCACGUUCGCCCAGGUCCUUUCUGCCAUCAAAUAUUUGCACAACAACGGCAUCAUCCACCGUGACCUGAAGGCAGAGAACGUCCUGUUUACCAGCAGUGGCUGCGUGAAGGUGGCCGACUUUGGGUUCAGCACCAGGGUUUCAAACCGCAACGACGCCCUCGACACCUUCUGUGGCUCGCCGCCAUACGCUGCCCCAGAACUCUUCAGAGACGAGUCCUACCUGGGGCCUCCGGUGGACGUGUGGGCCAUGGGGGUCUUGCUCUUCUUCAUGGUGACCGGCACCAUGCCGUUCCGCGCUGACACCAUGGGCAAGCUGCGGCACUGCAUCAUAGAAGGCUCCUACACCAUCCCUCCCUGGGUGCCUGGCCCCUGCCAGAGGCUCAUCAAGGGCAUCAUGAAGCAGGCCCCCGGCGACCGUUACGCCAUCGAUCAGAUGCUGGGCUGCGACUGGCUCUUACAUGUGGAGUUCCCCUGGUCGCUGGUGUCUCACGAACCAGACAACUCUCUGCAGAGCUUGCUGGAUUCGGAGAGGGAGCUGGAGGACGAAGAGGAACAGGAGGAGGUCAGGAACGCGCUGGAGGAGCUUGGCUUUACCCAAGGCCACCUACAAAACAAUUCACUUAAAGAUAGCCGCAACCCCGUCACUGGAGUUUAUCGAAUCCUGCUGCACCAAACGCAGAAGAGGAGGGGCUGCGACACCCUGCCUGUGGUCCGGGGGAUGGUGAGGGACCCCAAAAGGGAGGGUCUCCGGGCCUACAGGGGCCUCAGACACACCUCCAAGUUUUGUGUGCUCUCAUAAGAGAAACCUCAGCACAGUUUUUUUAUACAGACCUCUUUUAUACCAACAUGAAAUUAAGAAGUAGAAGUUUUUUUUUAUUUCAUAUUUGACAUUGUUCAUGACAAUAAUUGUGUUUAUUUAUGGUAAGUGAGUUGUAGUUUUUACUGACUUUUGAUACAUUUGUUUUAUUCCUACUGCAUCUUUUGGGGAUUUCAGAAUAGUGUAUGACAUACAAGUGCCUGAUGAAA
Molecule: messenger RNA, 2265 nt
Organism: Scomber japonicus (chub mackerel)
Lineage: Eukaryota; Metazoa; Chordata; Actinopteri; Scombriformes; Scombridae
Gene: nim1kb
Product: NIM1 serine/threonine protein kinase
Exons: 4
Coding region: 734-2038 (434 amino acids)
Biological process (GO): microtubule cytoskeleton organization; protein phosphorylation; intracellular signal transduction
Cellular component (GO): cytoplasm
Molecular function (GO): protein serine/threonine kinase activity; tau-protein kinase activity; ATP binding
Source: RefSeq, a predicted model, not a curated record